GUGGUAACAGGUGCAACAAAGUCUGACCACACUAAACAGAGGUGAAAACGGCUGGACAUUUUAAACCAAAGUGGGCAGCAAUAUGCUUAUUUUCAGUCUGGUUUUAAGUAAGUCUUUAAAGAGUUACAGACUGCGUUAAAUACUAACAUGAGGAUUCAAUACUUGUUUUGGGCUUUUAUUUUGAAGGUGCUGUAACCGGAAGUUUUUUAAUUGUUGCUGCAUGGCGGAACAAGCGUGACUGGAUUAAUCGUUUUCAGUUUUAAUGAGUUCAUGUUAGUUAAUUUACGACUAAAUCAAGAACAUAGAAACGGGUUUACAAGCUGUUAAGCUCCCUGAAUUUAUAGACACGGAGUUCGUUCAGAAAAUACCAGGUUUGUGUCUGUUAGCUUGUCUGCUAGUGUGCUCGCUGAGGAGUCUGGAGAUGUGCUCUCAGACCAAGGCUGCAGCUCUGAUGGCUAACAUAGCGCGAGCAGACAUCGACCCGUCCGGCGUCUUCAAGUACGUCCUGAUAAGAGUGCACAGCAGAGAGGAGGGAGACGACGCGGAGAUAGAUAUAGUCCGAGGAUACGGAUGGGCUGAGUACCAUGCUGACAUCUAUGAUAAGGUUUCUGAGGAGCUGGAAAAGGGCGGCCACCUGGACUGUGAGUGUAUCGGAGGAGGGAGGAUCAAACAUGAUCCCGAGGCUAAGAAGAUCCACGUCUAUGGAUACUCCAUGGGUUUUGGAAGAGCAAACCACGCAGUAACUACUGAGAAACUGAAGGCUCGGUAUCCAGACUAUGAGGUGACCUGGGACAAUGAAGGAUACUGAACUGAACUGAGAUCAGCCUCUGGAUGCUCUUUCUCCUGGACUGACACGGAACUGAUCUGUAAUCCCUUUUACGAAGGCAAAUGCUUGUCAUUUAGAACUGCACAGAGUUGGAUAAGGAGCUUUUUGAUACCCCAUUGAUAACUCAAGACUAAUACUGACAUGCAACGACAAGUCUGAUUAGAAAACAAGCCUUAUUUUGGUGGGUCUUAUUUAUAUGCUACAAUUUGAGUAAAAAAAACUAUUGCAAUAUUAAAACAAAUAGGUCAUUAUCUUCAGUACUGUAAAAUCUCAUCUGGAAUUAUAGAAUAAUAACUGCAGUCGCUCACUGACUUGUUUUAGAGUCGCAUAGCUUCGUAGAUUUGAUCUAAUCACUAAGACCUUUAUCACUGUAUUGGAAAGUGAACCUUAAACGCUUUGUCGAGAUGUUUGUUUCAUAAAUGUUUCCUGAAAUCUACUUUUAAAUCGUGUGCAUACUGUUUCCUUCUGUUGCAUAGCAGAAAAGUGAAAUCGCCCCCUAUCAUUGCUUCGCAGUUGUUUUCUUGUCGGCCACUGACAGGACUGUAAACUGCUGGUGGACGUUGGUCCUAAUUUAAAGUGAUGAGAUAAAACAAAGGAACUUGAUGAUCUUCCAAGAUUA
This is a messenger RNA of Cottoperca gobio, 1445 nucleotides long. It is a transcript of the gene phpt1, whose product is annotated as phosphohistidine phosphatase 1. Gene Ontology annotation, cellular component: cytosol. Gene Ontology annotation, biological process: peptidyl-histidine dephosphorylation. Lineage: Eukaryota; Metazoa; Chordata; Actinopteri; Perciformes; Bovichtidae. The record is from RefSeq and is a predicted model, not a curated record. The transcript is spliced from 3 exons. Bases 422 to 808 code for a protein of 128 amino acids. Gene Ontology annotation, molecular function: protein histidine phosphatase activity.